Onychostoma macrolepis is the source of this 1723-nucleotide messenger RNA. RefSeq lists its product as uncharacterized. The record is from RefSeq and is a predicted model, not a curated record. NCBI's taxonomy places the organism in Eukaryota, Metazoa, Chordata, Actinopteri, Cypriniformes, Cyprinidae. The coding region runs from base 490 to 927 and encodes 145 amino acids. The transcript is spliced from 2 exons.
CCGGUUUUAAUGUAGAUCUUCGCAUGCUCAUUUGAUUGAUGAAGCUAGUUAUCUGUUUUCCCUGUUUAUGGGCUACUUUAAGGUUUUCCUCAGACAGUCAUUCACGAGCAGCCCUGCUGCUGGCUGAUCUGAAGGAAUGCCGCAGUUGAGAAACGAACGCAGAAGCAAAUGAAUGCUUUUUUUUUUGUAAUUGUGAAAGGCUAGCUUGGGGGAAAGGAGCACGGGCUGAGAGAAUAGCUAUAACGCGGCAUUGUUUGCGCACAAACGCCGCAAAGUUCGCGACCGGCGAGCGCGCCCUUCAGAGGCUCGCGAAGCAGAUCGCUUUUGUUCUUAAACAGAUUGUGUGUGUGUGCGUCAAAAGGUGGACUUAUUUCCCUCAAGAGAAAUGAAUGCAAUGUAGCGCGCGCAUUCGCAGGGCUGGACAUUUCUGUUCGCUUUCAGUCUCCUCGAUUCUUCCCUGCAAUACAGACUCUGCCUGAACCGGACUAAAUGAGUGCCAGGACCUCGGAGAGACUGGCGCUUUCCAUUCCCCAUUGUGCCUUAAACGGAACCGCUCUGGCCGGCAAUGGCACCUGCUUUGACCGGGUGGAUCAGCUGUUCCAGGCGUUCUCCUCCACCGUCGUGCUUUUUGUGCUCAUCGCGAUGAUCGUUGGGAUAAUAUUCGUGUCCGUCACGACCUUCUACUUUCACAAAAGCAAGAUGAAAAAGCGCAAGAUUCAGAAAGCCCAGGAGGAAUACGAGCGCGACAACCGCAGUCCCAAAACGGCCAAAGGCAAGCCGGUGGUCCGGCAGUGCAUCAUGGUGAGACCCCCCGCGGCAGUGCGCAAAAGUGAUCCAAACACGGAAGAUCCUGGCGUGACAGAGGACAAGAGACACUCGGGACGGACCAAGGAUGAGGACUUGUUGGAAUCGGUCGCUGUGUCUUGAUAACGCAGUGCCAGCCUUUGGAGGACGUUGUAAAUAACCUCUGUAUUCCUAUGAUAUUACCUACGGAAUAUAUCGAUUCUUUGUAUAAGCAUUAGAGUUGAUAAGUUUUCAUCGUGGAAGAAAUCUAGGAUCGGUUUUCAGUGGUUUUUGAGAAGGACUGAGGGAGACGAAGGACUGCUGAUGGAAUUUCUAUCGUAAUUGUGAGCCAAUCCUAACGGGGUCGAACUAAGAGAGCAUUGAGUAAGAUCCUACUGGAUAAAAUGAAAUGACAAGGAAUUGAUCUAACUGGAUUUUAUUGAAUAUUAAUGGAAUAAGUACAAAUCAAUGCCAAUGAGAUUGACCAGAAACCCUCCACGAAUCAAAUAAACUUGUAAUUUCUUGGCGAACUGCAUAAGAUUUUAUUGAAUACUAAUUGAUGGGAUCAAAUGAGAAUCUCAUAAAAAUAAAAUAAUAAUAAUAAUAAUAAUAAAAGAAAAUUAUUGGAAAAAAAAAAUAAUAAAUCAAAUAAUUAAUCCAAAAGGAUCUUACUGAAUAUUAAUGAAAUUUCUAUCAUAAUUCCAAACCAGUCCUAGGAUCAAACAAGAGAAUAUGGCAUAUAUGAUCCUAUUGGAAAAGGCAGUCAUGAGUUAAUCUAACAGGAUUUUAUUGAAUAUUUAUGGAAUUUCUGCCAUAAUUAGGAGUCAAUGCAUAUGAGAUCCAACAGAAACCCUCAGGAGAAAAAUAAACUCCUGAGUUCUGGGAAAAAGACCUUAAUCAGUUAAUCCACUAGGAUUUUAUUGAAUUUGAUAAAAAAAUU